CAUACGUGAAUCAGUACCCAUAUGCCCUACGAUACGUGCAAUGCGCAUUGCGCCCUUUGAGUCAUACAUUUCUCCAUAUCAGAGAUCCAAUUGACACCGCAAACCCUUCAAUUGGAUCCUCUUUGGCUCUUCGCCUCUUCCUCGACUUUUGCGGGUACAAUCGUCAAGAUGCUCCGUCAAUUUCGACCGCAACGCUCGCUCGCGAAGCAACCAAUCUCAAGACUUCUGGCAGCAUGGCAGGAACCCUCACGGUCAUACAGCAUCCACGCCAACGCAGCUUCUACGGCCAAGAUUCAGGAUAUCGAUCCCUCGAAAUUGACCAUCACCAAGACCAAAGCACCUAAAGAGCUAAUUCCAGCGAGUGAAUUGGUCUUUGGGCGGUCAUUUACAGGUGCGCCCACUCUUCACCACAACCAUUCCCAUUCCCGUACAGAGAGCUAACCAGUUGCCGCAACGCCACAGAUCAUAUGCUGAGUAUCGAAUGGACGGCAUCAGAAGGAUGGUUGGCUCCUCGAAUCACUCCCUACCAAAACCUCUCUCUCGACCCCGCCAGUUGCGUCUUCCACUAUGCAUUCGAAUGUUUUGAGGGGAUGAAGGCAUACAAGGAUAGCAAUGGCAAAGUGCGACUCUUCCGACCAACCAAGAACAUGGAACGUAUGAACAAGUCUUCCGCGAGAAUUGCUCUGCCCACAUUCGACCAAGCCGCUAUGAUUAAGCUCAUCUCUCAAUUCUCGCAAAUGGAAGAACGAUUUAUCCCCUCGACCAAAGGGUACUCGUUGUACCUCAGACCAACAAUGAUCGGAACACAAAAGACACUUGGCGUUGGACCGCCUGGCUCUGCGCUCCUCUAUGUUAUCGCCUCACCUGUUGGGCCAUACUAUCCUACCGGAUUCAAAGCCAUUUCGCUCGAAGCCACAAACUAUGCCGUCCGAGCAUGGCCAGGAGGAGUUGGUGAUAAAAAGCUUGGUGCCAAUUAUGCUCCAUGUAUCGUCCCACAACUCGAGGCUGCCAAGCGUGGAUUCCACCAAAAUCUUUGGCUCUUUGGUGAGGAGGAAUUCGUGACCGAGGUUGGUACCAUGAACAUGUUUGCUGCGAUCAAGAACAAGGAGACUGGACAAAAGGAACUGAUCACCGCUCCUCUUGACGGCACUAUCCUCGAGGGCGUAACACGCGACUGUGUCCUUUCUCUCGCCAGAGAAAAGCUGGUACCGGAAGGAUGGAAGGUGCUUGAACGAAAAUACACCAUGAAGGAAUUAUCUGAGGCCGCACAGGAAGGGAGAUUAUUAGAAGCGUUCGGAGCAGGAACUGCCGCAAUAGUUAGCCCUAUUAGAAAUAUCUGCUGGAAAGGAGAUAUGGUUGAUUGUGGACUACGCCCCGAAGAGGAAGCCGGAGAACUUGCAUCGAAGAUGAAAAACUGGAUCGAGGCUAGACAAUAUGGCGACGAAGAACACGAAUGGAGUUACACGGUACCGGAGUAA
This is a messenger RNA of Hymenoscyphus albidus, 1478 nucleotides long. NCBI's taxonomy places the organism in Eukaryota, Fungi, Ascomycota, Leotiomycetes, Helotiales, Helotiaceae. The record is from the annotation of a GenBank genome assembly.